Molecule: messenger RNA, 1706 nt
Organism: Corythoichthys intestinalis (scribbled pipefish)
Lineage: Eukaryota; Metazoa; Chordata; Actinopteri; Syngnathiformes; Syngnathidae
Gene: sxph
Product: saxiphilin
Exons: 13
Coding region: 1-1572 (523 amino acids)
Biological process (GO): iron ion transport
Cellular component (GO): recycling endosome; early endosome; plasma membrane
Source: RefSeq, a predicted model, not a curated record
AUGGGCCAGAAAAUUAGAAAGGAAAAACAUGGAGCUCCAAAAGUCUGGCUCAAGGAAUGGGCCAGGAUUCCAGCAGAGUACUGUCAGAAGCUUGUUGAAGCAAAGAAUAUUAAAUUUGUGACUGAAAUCCAUUCUUUUAUAAUAGCCAAGAAGAUUCGCUGGUGCACUGUGUCCAAUCCUGAACAAAGAAAGUGUGCAGAGAUGGCUAAAGCCUUGAUGGCUGUGUUGCCUCCCACCGAUCUUAACACUUUUGCCAGACUUUCUUGCAUCCGUGCAUCCAGCCAGACUGACUGCAUCAACAAAGUCACAGCUAAUCGCGCAGACAUAGUUACGCUUGACGCAGGAGAUGUUUACUCUGCGGUAAAGCAAUACGGCCUGACAGCAUUUGCCAAGGAGAUAUACAGUGACGGAAGCUGUGUUUUAUCUGUGGCUGUGGUGAGAAACAGCAAUUUAGACAUAACGUCCCUGCGGGGUCUCAGGAGCUGUCACAGUGGGCUUCGAUGGACGGCCGGUUGGAGUCUUCCACUUGGGUUCCUGCUUUCCCGAAACUACCUGAGCUGGACAAAGGAGAGAACGCUCACACAGGAUGUGAGCAGCUUUUUCAAUGCUAGCUGUGUCCCUGGAGCUGCUGCAAUAGCGCCACAUCUGUGUGCUCUGUGCCAAGGCCAGAAGUCUUACGUCAGCCAAAAGAACCACCACUGCGAGACGUCUCACAGCGAACCUUUCUACAGCAACUAUGGUGCCCUCAGAUGUCUCAAGAGUGGUACUGGGGAUGUUGCAUUUGUGGACCAUUUAACAAUUCAAAGUAUAGAAAACAGUGAGAGGGACAAGUUGAGAUUACUGUGCACAGAUGGCACUCAAGCACCACUCAGCCACUACAAUGCAUGUCAUCUGGGCCGCGGUCCAGGAGGGGCUGUUGUCACCAGAUUGAGUUUUCGCAAAGUGGCUCGUAAAUUUCUUCCUACGUUGCAGAUGCUGUUUGGCCGUCAAGGGCGAGAGAAUCAUCGCUUCCAACUCUUCGACUCAACUUCUUUUGGGGCAAGAGACCUUCUUUUCAAAGAUGCCACUGCCAAACUAGCUGCUCUGCCAGAUGACGUUGACAUCAGUGAAGUGUUGGGACUGGGUUUUAUCGCACUGCUCAAAGGUCUUGGACAUGAAGGAAGCUCAUUGGAGGACAGCGUUGUGCGGUGGUGCUGCAUUAGCCAUGCAGAACAGACAAAAUGUGAGCAGUGGGCUCUGAGUAUAGAUUCAGACCCGCUGGUGUGCGUUAGAGGGACCUCCAUGCAGGAUUGUGUGGCAAAAAUUAAGAGAGAUGAAGUGGAUGCUGUCUCUCUUGACGCCACUCAUGUAUUCAUUGCAGCAAAAUGUGGGCUUGUCCCUGUAGUAACAGAAUAUUAUGGUAAAGACACAGAAUGUACUGCAAUUGAAGUAUCUGGCAAAAAUACCAAAGUGUUGCCCUCAAUUGUGGGCUUGGCAGUAUCCAAGCGGUCAAGUAGGAGCAUUACAAUGGGCAACCUUGGAAGUCGCCGCUCCUGUCACGGUCACAUGUACAGUCCCGCUGGUGUACAGUGACAUAUUUUGGAAAGGAUGUCUUCCUGGUUCACAUGGGAAACUGUGUAAAGUGUGUUUGGGAGGUUCUGAGGAGGCUACAACUAAACGCUGCACUGACAACCAUAACGAGCGUUACUAUGGCAACAUGGGAGCUU